AUGAAUAAUAAGGAACGAAUAGCAAGGUAUAAGGAAAAAGUAAAUGAUGUAUUGCAGAAGAUGGUAUAUGAACUGUUUAAAUCAUAACCUGAAAAUUAUAUUGAAUGGAUGAUCCAAUACCUUGAAUAACUUAAAAAUAACUCCAGUAUGACUCAGCAUCUAAAUACUGCAGUCGAAUAUAAUUUAUCAUCUGAUCAAGAUGACAAUGAAGAAAUUGAAGAAUUGCCAUUGCCACCAAAAAAUUCAAAAGCGUUCAGAAGUUCUGUAAGUGCUGAAGUCUUCGGUAUCCACAACAAGAAGGAGAACUUCAUACCAAGAGUGAUACCAAAAACAGAAGAAUAGAAGUAAUAAAUAUUGGAGAAACUAAUGAAAGUGUUUAUGUUUUAGGCACUGGGCUAGCAUGAAUAAGAGAUUGUUGUAAAUGCCAUGGAAGAAAAGCAUUUCACAAAGGAUGACUGGGUAAUCAAUCAGGGAGAAGAUGGAGCUGAACUUUACAUAGUAUUUUCUGGUGAACUGGAUUGCUUUAGGAGAAUGAAACCAACAGAUGAAGAACCGAAAUUCCUUAAGCAAUACAAGUCAGGUGAUAUGUUCGGAGAAUUAUCUCUUCUCUAUAAUUCUCCUAGGGCAGCCUCAAUCUAAGCAAAAGUUGAUUCGGUUCUCUUUGCAUUGGACAGAAGCACUUUCAAUAACAUAGUGAAAGAUGCUACUAUGAAAAAGAGACAACAAUAUGAAGAGGUACUUUCUAAAGUUGAGUUAUUAUAAUCAAUGGACGCCUAUGAAAAGACACAAAUUUGUGAUGGUCUGAAGGAGCAUUCAUACUUGGAAGGACAAGUGAUCAUUUAGGAAGGGGAAGAAGGAGAUAAAUUUUACAUGGUUGCUGAAGGAAGUUUGGCGGCAUUUAAAGAUAAUAAUGGAUAAUAGGAAGAAGUCUUGCGUUAUCAAACAGGGGAUUAUUUUGGUGAAUUGGCAUUAAUUCAUAAGAUGCCUAGAUAAGCUACAAUAAAAGCGGAAACUGAUUGUGUAGUUGUGUAUUUAGAUAGCAAUUCAUUUUUGAGAUUGUUAGGUCCAGUUGAAGAUAUACUUAGAAGAAAUGCUGACACUUAUAAAAAGUUUCUUUCGAAUUGA
Messenger RNA from Paramecium tetraurelia, 1125 nucleotides. RefSeq lists its product as uncharacterized. NCBI's taxonomy places the organism in Eukaryota, Ciliophora, Oligohymenophorea, Peniculida, Parameciidae. The record is from RefSeq and is a predicted model, not a curated record. Gene Ontology annotation, biological process: regulation of protein phosphorylation. Gene Ontology annotation, molecular function: cAMP-dependent protein kinase regulator activity. Gene Ontology annotation, cellular component: cAMP-dependent protein kinase complex. The transcript is spliced from 3 exons.